AGAGGCACCGUUUACCACAGCAUUCAGUCCGGCAGCAUGAGCCGUAAAAACAUCGUCUUUAAACAGUUUGAAACCUAAUUUAGCUAUGCGUCUUUAAUAUGAUGACACCGUGUCUUUGAUUAUGUUAAUCCAUGAAGUUAUCCGUAGCUAAACUGACGGUAAAAGUGAGGUAAACAGUGUUUUGUCGCGGUCUGAACUGCACGUUUAUCCCAGGCCUUUAUGGUAACAAGCUCCGUGUUUUCACACAUUUACUGGGAUUAUUCUGCUGUCAUCGGUCAAAGCUGUCGUGGUCAUGUUCAUUUAUCUCAGCAAGAAGAUCGCUAUUCCCAACAAUAUCCACCUGAAAUGUGUGUCCUGGAACAAGGACCAGGGCUUCAUCGCCUGCGGAGGAGACGACGGUCUCCUGAAGGUCCUGAAGCUGGAAACUCAGACUGAUGAUAACAGACUGAAAGGUUUAGCGGCCCCCAGUAAUCUGUCCAUGAACCAGACCCUGGAGGGACACAGUGGUGCAGUGCAGGUGGUGACGUGGAAUGAGAAGUUUGAGAAGCUGACGACCAGCGACCAGAACGGACUCAUCAUCGUGUGGAUGCUCUACAAAGGUGCCUGGUAUGAAGAGAUGAUCAACAACAGAAACAAGUCGGUGGUGAGGAGUAUGAGCUGGAAUGCUGAUGGUCAUAAGAUCUGCAUCGUGUAUGAAGAUGGAGCGGUCAUUGUUGGCUCUGUAGACGGAAACAGAGUUUGGGGAAAGGAAUUAAAGGGAAUCCAGCUAGCUCAUGUGGCGUGGUCCCCUGACAGCAAGAUCCUGCUGUUCGGCAUGGCCAACGGGGAGGUGCACAUCUACGACAACCAAGGAAACUUCAUCAGGAAGAUGAGCAUCAGCUGUCUCAGCGCGGUGACUGGAAGUGUGUGCAUAGCGGGGAUCCACUGGUAUGCAGGGACGGGGGGUUAUGUGGAGCCAGACUGUCCGUGUCUUGCCAUCUGUUUUGACAACGGAAGGUGCCAGAUCAUGCGUUAUGACAGUGAUGAAACCCCGGUGUGUGUGGACACGGUGAUGAACGUGGUCAGCAUCCAGUGGAACCACUGUGGGAGCGUGCUGGCCGUGGCCGGCUCCCUCCGGGCCGCCAGCAAGGACAAAGAGUUCAACGUGGUGCAGUUCUACACUCCGUUUGGGGAGCAUCUCAGGACUCUGAAGGUUCCUGGGAAGCAGAUGUCGGGCGUUGCCUGGGAGGGGGGCGGCCUGCGCUGCGCCCUCGCUGUAGACUCCUACAUCUACUUUGCCAACAUAAGACCAGAUUAUAAGUGGGGCUACUGCUGCAGCACGGUGGUGUACGCCUACACCACGCCAGAGCGGCAGGAACACUGCGUGGUCUUCUGGGAAACCAAAAACAACGAGAAGUUUGUCAAAUAUGUCAAGAGUUUGAUGUCCAUCACCACCUCGGGGGAUUUCUGCGUCCUGGCCAGCAAGGCAGAUGAAACUCAGCCCCAGGAGGAUGCUGCAAGUGCAACAAGGUACGUGCUGAACCUGUGCAACUCCCUGGGGACUCCCCUGGACACCAAGUACAUCGACAUCGAGCCGAUAUUUGUGACCAUAACGAAGACUCACGUCAUCACCGCUUCAAAGGAGGCCUUUUAUCUGUGGCAGUACAGAGUGGCAAAGAAACUGACCGCCCUGGAAAUCAACCAAGUGACCCGGACCAAGAGGGGAGGCAAGGAGAGGAUCCAUCACAUCGAUAGUCCAGCGGGCGCGGGCGACGCGGCUCCAGAGUCUGCCAAAGCUUUCACUGCGACUCGAGACCCCGUCUGCUGCAUCACAGCGACAGACAACACCCUGGUGGUGGGCCGUGAGUCCGGCAGCGUCCUCAGAUACAGCCUUCCCAACCUGGCCCUGGUGCAGAAGUACAGCCUGAGCAGCCGGGCCCACCACCUCUCCCUGAACUGCAACUCCAGCCGUCUGGCCAUCAUCGACAUCGCCGGCGUGUUGACGCUGUUAGACCUGGAAGUUCAGACGACGACGGCGUCCGCCGGAGAUCCAUCCAGGUUCGAGCGCAAAGACGUCUGGGACAUGAAGUGGGCUAACGACAACCCGGACCUGUUUGCCAUGAUGGAGAAGACCAGGAUGUACGUGUUCAGGAACCUGGACCCAGAGGAACCUAUUCAGACUUCUGGAUACAUCUGUAACUUUGAGGACCUGGAAAUCAAAUCUGUUCUGCUGGAUGAAAUAAUGAAGGACCCCGAGAGGCCGAACAAGGACAACCUGAUCAACUUUGAAAUCCGCUCCCUGAGAGACAGCCGCGCUCUGAUGGAGAAGGUCGGCAUCGAGGACGCUCUGCAGUUCAUCGAGGACAAUCCUCACCCCAGACUGUGGCGUCUGCUGGCCGAGGCGGCCCUGGAGAAGCUGGACCUGAAAACGGCCGACCAGGCCUUCGUCCGCUGCAGGGACUACCAGGGCAUCGAGUUCGUGAAGCGGCUGGGCCACCUGCAGAGCGAGCCCAUGAAGCAGGCCGAGGUGGCCGCCUACUUCAGCCGGUUCGAGGAGGCCGAGAACAUGUACCUGGACAUGGACCGCAGGGACCUGGCCAUCAGCCUCAGGAUCAAACUGGGGGACUGGAUCCGGGUUCUGGGGCUGCUCAAGAACGGUUCUGGGGACUGUGACGACGCUCUGCUCAAGCAGGCGUCCAACGCCAUCGGAGACUACUACGCUGACAGACAACUAUGGGUCAGUGCCCUGCACAACUACGUCCAGAGCUGUAACCAGGAGAAGCUGGCCGAGUGCUACUACAUGCUGGAGGAUUACUCCGGCCUGGAGAGACUGAUGGUGGAGCUGCCGGAGAACCAUCCCCUGCUGUCGGACAUGGGACAGAUGUUCUCCACCGUGGGGAUGUGUGAGCAGGCGGUGGACGCCUACCUGAGGACCAACCAGACCAGAGCAGCCGUGGACACCUGUGUCCACCUGAACCAGUGGAACAAGGCCGUGGAGUUUGCCAGAGCCCACAACAUGAAGGAGAUCAAGUCUCUUCUGUCCAAAUACGCGUCCCAUCUCCUGCAGAAGAAGAAGACCCUGGAGGCGGUGGAGCUGUACCGCAAAGCCCACCACUUCCUGGACGCAGCCGGCCUCAUGUUCAAGGUAGCAGAGGAGGAGGCCAGGAAGAGGAGCCGCCCUCAGCGGGUGAAGAAGCUGUAUGUGCUGGCGGCCCAGCUGGUGGAGAGCUACCACCAGCAGAUGAAGACGCAGCAGAGCGGAGCCCCCGGAGCCACCGGAGCCACCGGAGCCUCUCAGGCGACGUCGGUGCUGGCCGGCCUGCUGGAGGAGGACGCAACGUCUCCAGCCCGGGUCCUGGACCAGGCCUGGAGGGGGGCGGGGGCCUACCACUACUUCCUGCUGGCACAGCGGCAGCUGUACGCCGGCUGCACCGACCACGCCACGCGCACAGCCCUGCACCUGUGUGAGUACGAGGACAUCAUCCCUGCGGUGGAGAUCUUCUCUCUGCUGGCCGUGUGCUCUGCAGCCGACCGGGCCUUCGGCGUGUGCUCCAAGGCCUUCAUGAAGCUGGAGUCCCUGGACGGGCUGAGUCCCGAGCAGCGGCAGCUCUACGAGGACCUGGCCCUGGACAUCUUCACCAAGCACCCCCCGAAGAACCUGCGCGGGGUCCAGACGGACGCCUCGCUGGACGGGUUAGAGGGGAAGCUCCCCACAUGCAUCGUGACGGGCCGGCCCAUUACGGAGUACCAGUUCUGGAUGUGCAGUGUGUGUAAACACUGCGCUCUGGAGCAGGAGAUCAGGAAAUACAGCUACUGCCCACUCUGCCACAGCCCGGUGGCCUGAGGAGCCUGAGGAGAGGCCUUCAGGUGCUGGUGGAGCAUCAUCCACGUACCAACUCACGGACCAACUCACGUACAAACUCACGUACAAACUCACGUACAAACUCACGUACGGACACACGGACCAACUCACGUACAAACUCACGUACAAACUCACGUACAAACUCACGUACAAACUCACGUACAAACUCACGUACAAACUCACGUACAAACUCACGUACGGACACACGGACACACGGACCAACUCACGUACAAACUCACGUACGGACACACGGACACACGGACCAACACACGUACAAACUCACGUACAAACUCACGUACGGACACACGGACCAACACACGUACAAACUCACGUACAAACUCACGUACGGACACACGGACCAACACACGUACAAACUCACGUACAAACUCACGUACGGACACACGGACCAACUCACGUACGGACACACGGACCAACUCACGUACGGACACACGGACCAACUCACGUACGGACACACGGACCAACACACGUACAAACUCACGUACAAACUCACGUACAAACUCACGUACGGACACACGGACCAACUCACGUACAAACUCACGUACGGACACACGGACCAACUCACGUACGGACACACGGACCAACUCACGUACGGACACACGGACCAACUCACGUACGGACACACGGACCAACACACGUACGGACACACGGACCAACUCACGUACGGACACACGGACCAACACACGUACAAACUCACGUACGGACACACGGACACACGGACCAACACACGUACAAACUCACGUACGGACACACGGACACACGGACCAACACACGUACAAACUCACGUACAAACUCACGUACGGACACACGGACCAACUCACGUACAGACACACGGACCAACACACGUACGGACACACGGACCAACUCACGUAUGAACUCACGGCCUCCUGGCGUCGCUGUGCGUCGCUGCGCUGGAGCCUCCUGGGGACACUCCAGGACCACAACUACCUUCGGACUAUUUUUACGCUGUCUGCAGGAAAUAAACGUACAU
Messenger RNA from Cololabis saira (Pacific saury), 4850 nucleotides. RefSeq names its product WD repeat domain 35 (gene wdr35). Gene Ontology annotation, molecular function: protein binding. Gene Ontology annotation, cellular component: non-motile cilium; intraciliary transport particle A. The transcript has 28 exons. The record is from RefSeq and is a predicted model, not a curated record. Gene Ontology annotation, biological process: protein localization to cilium; non-motile cilium assembly; intraciliary retrograde transport. The coding region runs from base 293 to 3823 and encodes 1176 amino acids. NCBI's taxonomy places the organism in Eukaryota, Metazoa, Chordata, Actinopteri, Beloniformes, Belonidae.